Molecule: messenger RNA, 1944 nt
Organism: Eleginops maclovinus (Patagonian blennie)
Lineage: Eukaryota; Metazoa; Chordata; Actinopteri; Perciformes; Eleginopidae
Exons: 7
Coding region: 227-1291 (354 amino acids)
Biological process (GO): negative regulation of endopeptidase activity
Cellular component (GO): extracellular region
Molecular function (GO): cysteine-type endopeptidase inhibitor activity
Source: RefSeq, a predicted model, not a curated record
UCUUCCAUUAGGUAAGAGGAGAAAGUCCAUCGUGCACCUCCCAAGUGUCUGUCCAAACCCUGUCUGGAAAAAGUAGGAUUACAGGUCUUGCAAGGAAGAUUUACAAACAAGGGCCUGUUUUAGCCUAAUUGUUAAAUUACCUACCAGGAUAGGAUUCAUUUAUUCGAUUAGGGCUUUUGUGUGGCCAGAUCUGAGUGUGUCUGGGUGUGUGUAUGUGUUUUAAAGGAUGAGUGGGUACCUGCUGGUCCUAUGUCUGGCUUUGCUGCAGCAGGGGGGAAGAGCCAGGGCAGAUCCCCCAGGCUGCAAUAACGCUGAGGCGGUGAGGGUGGCGGAAGAGGCACUGGAGCAGAUCAACCAGGACCGGACAAACGGAUACAUCCUGAGCCUGAACAGACUGUACGACCUCACACAAACUCCUGAUAAGGAGAAAGGUGUGUCACUCUACAAACUGACCAUUGACGUCAUGGAGACCAAAUGCCACAUCACCAGCAGGAAACCAUGGAAACAAUGUGAAGUCAGGGAUAUUGGUGAUGUCCCUGUGUAUGGAGAGUGUGAGGUAUCUGCUACCGUUGACUCUCAAGUCAAACUUCAAAACUACUCCUGUGCAAUUCGUGAAGUUCCCCCCACUGCUGUGGUUAGUGUGUGUCCGGACUGUCCCACAGCGGACAACCUGAACGAGCCCGUUGUCAAGGAGACAGCCAAUCUCUCCCUCCAGAGGUUCAAUGAAGAGAGUAGCCUGGCCAACUAUUUUACACUAGAGAACAUUACAAGAGCUAGUUCACAGUGGGUUGUUGGUCCAGCCUACUUCGUGGAGUUCACCAUCGUGGAGACGGUGUGUUCAAAGAAAACGGAAGCCACUGAAUUAGGUCACUGUCCACCGAUGGACUGUCAGUUUGCACACAGAGGCUUCUGUUUGGGCUCACACUUGGACCAUGAGGAACAGUUCCAAAUCAGACUCCCUGUGGGAAAAAAGGACAGCUCCUUUCAGAACCGAAAGGCUGUCGACGUGACAUGUGAGAUCUACGAACCUCAGGCAGCAGUUGUGGCGGAGAAGGCCCAUGUAAAAUCAGACGGUGUGCACGGAGAGCAUCAGCACGACAACCAUACACACCUGCACCCCCACGAGCACAUGCAAUCAGUCACGACCAGCUCAGACGUCACUGUGUCCAGGCCUCGGGGCUCCCUUGGGACUCUGGUGGAUCAUCCUGCGCCUAUCCGAUCUUCCCCAGCAGCCAGCUCCUGCCCCGGCCCAUACAGACACAAUCUGGGCUUGGACAGACUCAAGCUCUGAUUGGCUGGAACCAGUUGAUCAUUGAUCAGUUUUAAAUCUACAUGUGCCCUGCUUGUUGUAAUUAGUUAAGAAAGCCAUGAAAUUGUGAAUUGUGAAUGAUCCUUGUAAAUAAUAAGAUUUUGUUGAUUCAUCCAUUCAUUUACAUAGUAACAAAUCCACUUAUCACAUAAUAUGGGAACUAGUUAGAAGAUUAUGCAAAUACACGUAUAUCUGAUGAGUGUUCCUUGGUGAUUUUUAAAAAACAACAACUUAUUGGUUGUGUUACUAACCAGAGUGUACAAAGAGACUUUGUAGACAUCUGUCAGUAAACCUCCAUGAAUACCCUUAGAAGCUCAUAAAAAGACAAUGUUUUUUCAAUAGUAAAGUAAUUCAGUGAUAGUUUUAACAGUUCAGUUCAAAUUUCAAUAGUAUUUAAAAUGGAAAAUUGCUAAACUGUUAACAAAAACAUGUGGCAGGUUGUAGCAAGCAGCUUGCAGCAUUAUAUUUCCUGUUUACAUCUCCCGUAGCAUUAUGUGAAACACAGUUCCAAAACCUAAAGCUUGAUUAAAAUCCAAAGUGAAAUAAAUGACAAAAACAUGUAUAUUAACUUAGGUUUUUUGGUUUCAAACCUUUAAAAGUUAAAACUAUAUUAAAUACAAUAGGCUUCCUGACUA